UGGAUUCCUGCUUGCAUUUGGCCACUUCCCGGCGCAGGGCGGCAAUCUGAAAAGGGGAGAGGGGAAUUCGCCCGAGAUAACGAGACGUCCUCUUAACAUUAAAAUCAUGGAUUAUAUCGCCAAGUUUAAUAAGGUAGCCAGUUCUCCUGAGAUGCAAGCCCGAUUCAAGAAGGUGGACGAAAAUGUCCAGAAACAAGAAAUCAAACUGGUCAUGCGCAGAUGUACCGGCAAGAAUUUGGAUAUCCCCACCAUUCUGGCCAAUUGGAAGGACACGUGCCGCUUGGAGCAGAAGAUUAUUGACCAGUUGCGCUCCAUUGGGCUGCAGCCAAGGGCUAACGACGCGCCGUUGACCCGAAUCCAUCUGCCCGGUCACCCAGAAAUGGAGAUAGUUGUGAUCAACGAAGCUAAGUUAUCAACCAAUGGAGAUCCGGAGCCGGAGAUCCCAACCAAUCAAGAUCUGGAGCCGGAGAUCCCGACCAACGGAUAUCCGGAGCCGGAGAUCCCGACCAACGGAGAUCCAGAGCCGGAGAUCCCGACCAACGGAGAUCCGGAAUCGGAGAGCCUAAGGAAACAGGUGAAACGUCGCAAGCUGGACAGCUGGAAGAAGAAGGGAGGAAAACACUAAGCCGGAUGUGGCAUCACCCAAUCUACUUGUAUACUGCCAUAAAAUAUAAAAUAAAUAUAUUAUUAAUUGAGUGAAAUCUAGA
Messenger RNA from Drosophila rhopaloa, 707 nucleotides. RefSeq lists its product as uncharacterized. The record is from RefSeq and is a predicted model, not a curated record. NCBI's taxonomy places the organism in Eukaryota, Metazoa, Arthropoda, Insecta, Diptera, Drosophilidae. The transcript is spliced from 2 exons. The coding region runs from base 107 to 625 and encodes 172 amino acids.